This is a messenger RNA of Psylliodes chrysocephalus, 2521 nucleotides long. The record is from the annotation of a GenBank genome assembly. Lineage: Eukaryota; Metazoa; Arthropoda; Insecta; Coleoptera; Chrysomelidae.
UCUGAAUCUUUCUUGUCCCGCUGUAUCCCAUAUUGCUAGUUUUACUCUGCUACCAUCAAUGUUUAAUCUCUUCGUUUUAAAAUCUACACCAAUUGUUAAUGUUUGUUCUGGAUCGAAGUUAUCCUCUGUAAAUCUUAAUAGAAGACUAGAUUUUCCUACACCACUCUCACCAAUGAUUAAUAUUUUCAAAGUUGUAAGAAUAUCUUCGUCCAUGGUUCUUUGUUACAACAUUUAUAGUUUAAUUCAAAUUUGUUUGCUGUAUUUUUUUGGUAGAGUUGGAUUAGCAAAUAAUAUUUUACUAAAUUCUGGAUUGAUUGACGAAAAACAGACUUUAGAAUAAAUUUAAAUCAAUAAAUAUCUCUAUUUUCACUAAUGACGCAUAUCAAAAUUAUGAAAAUAAAUACUUCAAUGUCAUUUCAUUAAUAAAACUUCAAUGUCAAAUUUCUGACAUGUAGAACAAUGACCCUUUACUAUAUAAGUAUUUGGUAACUUUUCGUCACAAGUAUCAAGUGCUUAGAAUGUAUUAAAUUUCAUUAAACAAAUAGAUAGAAUUGUAAAAAAAUACACUUUUUUCACUUUAAAAAAAACAUGUAGUUCUAAAAAUAAAAUUCAUCAAUGAAAAAGACCAUCGCUCAGCAAAGAACAAAAAUAGAAUGAACAAAUAUAGACAUAUACACAUUGGCACAUAAGGAAGAGAGAUAAAAGAGUAUAAAAAUAAGUAGAAAUAAACGUCAAAACUGUCAAAUAUCAAAGUUGCUUCGUUUAUUUGAUUCGUUGCCAUGAUUCGGUUGUUCGUUGCUUGUCACCCAAGUUUGUCAUAAAUAUUUUCAACUAACGAAGUAUUUUGUUUAAAUUUGAAUUAUUAGCUUUUCUUGCAUAUUUUUUCAGUUUUUAAUUGUUUUAAUUAAACUAAAAUGAACAAUAGGUGUCGGAUAUGUUUAGACGAGGUCCCAAAACUGUACCCUAUAAAUGGAACAAUUUUAAAUUGUGAUGAAGAAAUCAACACUAUGAUAAAGUACUGUACUUCGAUAGAACUAGAAUUAAGUGAAGAUUUGCCGGAUGGCAUCUGUGUACCAUGUUUUAAAACAUUAAGAAUAGCCUAUAAUUUUAUUGUCCAAUUUAAAGAGAAUCAUGAAAAAUUGUUACAAGAAAGAGAAAUACUGAUUUCACCUAAUGACGCUAUUAAUUUAAAACGUGAACACUUGGAAGAAAAAAAAGAGAUAGCUCCAGGAGGAUCUCAAGAAAUAUGUGAGAAACAGGAGAUGGAGGAUGCUCAAUUGGAAGAACAGGUUGAAUAUGAACUGUUGGAGGAGGAUCAAGAACAGGAAUUAGUUGAACAAGAGUUAGUUGAACAAGAGUUGGUUGAACAAGAAGGUGAUGAGGAGGAAUAUGAAUAUCAGGAAGUAGAAGUGGAAAAUCUGGGCGAAUUUCUAAAUAGUUUAGACGAAAAUGGUGCUUCAACUAGUAUAGAAAAUUUUCAACAUAAUGUUACAGUCAAGGUUAUUAAAGCAGAAGUACCUCUUGAAGGUGAUUCAAAUCACAAGCCUCAAACCGUCUUACGGCGAAAAAUAAAAAUACGAUUUUCUUGUCCUGUAUGUCCCUCCAUGUAUUUUGCUUCUUUUGAAAAUGGCCUCUUACCCCACAUGUCUUUGCAUGAUGAGUCUUUUCAAUGUAAUGUUUGCGUGGAUGGUAUACUUUACAAUCCAGAUACUUUUUUGAACCAUUUUAUGAAGUUUCAUAGGUACCAGUGUCCUUAUUGUGGGAAGAGCUUUAAUAGGACAGGUACCUUGACGGCUCAUAUUAAGACCCAUUCCAAUUUAAGGUAUUGCUGCAGCGGCGAAGGUUGUAACAAGACAUUUCCGACUUCCUGGAGUCUCAAAAAGCACGAAGGGAUUCAUUCAACGCACGCAGAGUACCUCUGCAGCGAAUGCAAUUUAGAAUUCAAAACGUACGAUACGUAUAUGUACCACCAAAAGAAACACAAUGGUAAAAAAUUUUUGUGUAUGUGUUGUGGACGGACAUUCAUGCAAUCCGUGCAUUUAAAAUAUCACAUGCAGCAACAUACCGGUAUAAAGCAUUUCAAUUGCGAUAAGUGCCCAAAGAGCUAUACUUCAUCUAGUCAACUUAAGAAGCAUAAGACGAGGCAUCAUCCCGAGCAGAUAGCGGAUAACAUGUGGGUGGAAAGAAUUGAUAUGGAUCAACAAGAAUAUGAAGAUGUUAUGCAAUAAUUGAUUGUUUAUCAAACAAUGCAAUUUGAUUAAAAAUAAAGGCCCAUCAAAGUUGGAUACUGACUGAUACAAGUGGAGAAGAAUUUUAUAUUAAAGUUUUAAUUUAAUUUCGUCUUAUGAAAGAAAUAAUAAAAUUGUUAGUAAAUAAAUACAGUUAUAUUAAAAAAACUUGUAGCUUUUUACAUAUUUUAAAUUUUCCGAAAAAAAUCAUUUAUAAAGAGAAAUAAUGGAACUGUGAUUGUAUUUUCCUCUCGUAGAUUUAAGACUCUCUGAAUUUAAAACUAUUAAAAACA